GGAACCGAGGUCGAUCUACCCAGUGGGAAAGAAUUGAGCGCGAUUGCCGUUCUCACUCAGGUUCUCCCUCAAUCCCAAACGGCUGCUCGAGUUCGGUCAUGGAUUUGUAUUGUUCGUUGUCCAUGAGACAGAGAGAGAGACCGAUGGUCGCACGGCGGUGCACCUGACACUGUUCACAGCAGUCUUCUGUGUUCCAGUCUCUGUCAAGAUCCCAUGCGCUGGCGGCCUUCACUUCUUUAUCAUUUUGUUAAGUUUAAUGUGGCCUUUGCUUUUAUCCUUUGGUGUGGACUUCAAAAUAAUGACUAAAUUAAAAGAACUCUGCAUUAUUUGACUGCUAAGUUUUAGCCAAAAAUGGAGUGCAACAAAGAAGAGGCUAUUAGAGCCAAGAGCAUUGCUGAGAGCAGGAUGCAGAGCCAGGAUUUUGAAGGGGCACUAAAGAUUGCUCUGAAAGCACAGCGACUCUUUCCAAACCUGGAGAGCAUAUCACAGAUCUUAACCGUAUGUGAGGUACAUUGUGCUUCAGCUACUAAGAUCGGUGGGGAGACAGACUGGUAUGCGGUCCUUCAAGUGGAGAUGACAGCAGAUGAACCAACUAUAAGGAAGCAGUACCGCAAACUCGCACUCCUGCUCCAUCCUGACAAAAACAAGCUUGUUGGGGCUGAAAAUGCGUUCCAGCUUGUUGGAGAUGCUUACAAGAUCUUAUCUGACCCACAAAAACGUUCGCAGCAUAACGUGAUUAGGAGAGCUAAUUUCAGCAAAUUAUCAUUUAAUCAGGCUGCUCGGCAGUCAUACAGGCCUUCUGCAAAGAAGCAGCCAGGACCUGGAGUUUCAAGCACUGCAGCCAAAUCAAACUUUGCGCAUUUUGGUGGUUUGAACCAAAGCAAGCCAUCCCCAUUCUUGGGUUCUGGGGCUUUUUGGACCAUGUGCCCUUCUUGUAGUGUAAGAUUUCAGUAUUUUCAGUAUGUAUUGAACAAGCAGGUUCGCUGCCAAAGAUGCUUUAAUAGAUUUGUUGCCUAUGAUUUGAAAGCAAAAGAUUUAUCCAGCACGGGAAAUUUAGAAAAAGUUGAAAAUAUUGCUCCGUCUACUUGUCUGAAAAGUGAAUGUGCAGAUGCUUCCACCAUGGAAGUUCCGAGAGCUAAUUUGGAUACUUCAGCAUUGAAUCAAGGAUUUAAACCUGAACAGAGACCUCAAAUUUUUGGUGCGUCUAAAAGCAACCUUAGAGAUGGCAAGACGGAGAAUAAUCAGACUAUAUGCAACGACUUGAUAUUUCAAAAUGUGCAAUUUCAUUCAAUUCAUAAUAGCGACCACAAGGGAAAACCUAUAGCAAGUCAAAAGAAAAGGAGAAAUGAGGAUAAUCAAACACCAGAACCAACUGCUGAUAAAGCUUCUAGUAUUUUACGAAGAUCAAACAGACACAAACAAAAUGUAAAUUGUGAUGAAUUUCAAGGUUCGUGUGUUAACUCUUUGCCUCCUGCUUACAAAAGGUCAAGGCAGAGAGAAAAACGGGCUGAUUGGGUGCAAAACAAUAAUGAAUCUCUUGGUGUGAUUACUGAUGAAAAGGGUGAAGAAAGUGGGAACAGACAUAUUCGUUCAGAGUUUAAUGCAAGUGCAGCCUCAGGAUGCAAGACCUCCGUUGAUCCAGCAAACCUGACAUACCCUUCUCCAGAGUUUUGUAACUUUGAAAGUGAAAGAAGCGAAAAUAAGUUUGCUGCUGAUCAAAUAUGGGCUCUUUAUGAUAACAUUGAUGGGAUGCCCAGAUUCUACGCUCGUGUUCGAAAGGUGUACAGCCGAGAGUUUAAGCUUCAGUUAAACUGGUUGGAAAUGGACCCCAGAACAAUUGAUGAGAUGAAGUGGUCCAAGGAAGGCUUACCGGUUGCUUGUGGGAACUUUAAACAUGGAAAAUCGUACAAUACUCAGGAACCGCACUUCUUCUCUCAUCUCGUUUCGUGGAGGAAAGGGGUGAAGAAAAACUCAUAUAUGAUUCAUCCUAGAAAAGGUGAAAUUUGGGCUUUGUUUAAGAAUUGGGAUAUUAGAUGGAGUCAUGAGCCAGAUAAUCAUAGAGCUUAUGAAUACCAAGUCGUGGAGGUUGUUUCAGAUUUCACUGAAGUAAAUGGAAUCAGUGUUAUACGUCUAGCCAAGAUAAAAGAGUUCAUGGCUUUGUUUGUAAGAGCUUCUGAUGCUGAAGAAAGUUUACUCGAAAUACCAGCAAAAGAUGUACUUGUAUUUUCACACAGGAUUCCGGCAUGCAGAAUUACUGGAAAGGAAGAAGAUGGCGUACCAGACGGCACAUUUGAACUUGAUUGUGCUUCUUUACCAACGAACUUUCGAGUGAAUUUCCCUUCUAUUAGUCUUGUAAGUAAGAAAAGAUCACCAAAUGUUGGCGUGGUAUGCAACGACGUAGAUUUUACCUGUGAAAACAAAAUUCCUCAAACUUCAAUGGAGAAUGGGUUUGAAAACAAUGAGCAAGAUGCUAUGGAGAAAUUGAGAUCAGGAACAAGAGGUUUUGCAUCCAAAAUGAUGAAUGACGUCUCUGAGACAGUGCAUAUCAACUCAAAUGGAUGGCAAGAUACUUUGACAGGAUCGCAGAUGGCAUUCGAGAGAGAAACUAAGACACUUAGAAAUGAGGCUAUUACUAAAGCAGAUAAUAUUGGUUCUCAGAAUGCUGACACUGAGCCAAGCUUACUCGUCUUUGAAUAUCCUUCAUCAGAAUUUUAUGACUUUGAAAGUGACAGGUUAAUGGAGAAGUUUGAAUGCGGUCAGGUUUGGGCAUUUUACUGUGAAAUAGAUAAUUAUCCAAAGUAUUAUGGCAGGCUAAGGAAGGUAGACAGGGAAAACAAUCAAGUGCAUGUGAGAUGGCUUGAGUUUUUUUCUGAAUCAGAUGUGGAUGAUCACUGUGCUGAAGACAAGCCGCCUUCUGCUUGCGGCACCUUUAGAGCCAUUAAGGAGACAUGUAAAAUGGAUUCAAGUGAAACUUUUUCUCAUCAGGUAAAGGCAAAACCAAUGGUGAAGAAGGACCAUUAUUAUAUCUUUCCUGAUGUUGGUGAGGUUUGGGCAGUAAUCAGGAACUGGAGUGCCAAAUGGUCUGCCUCAGACCUCAAAAACAGUGAUUUUGAGGUUGUAGAAAUAACAGCCCGUGAUGCUAACGGAAUCAAGGCCUUCGUGUUGACUAAAGUUGAUGGCUAUGUUAGUGUUUUCAGGCGUGAAAGUGAGGGCCUUGACACGCCUAAGAUCAUUCCCUUAAAUGAGUGCAUGAGGUUCUCCCAUCAAAUCCCUGCAGUAAAGCUAGAAAGAGUAAUGCUCAGUGGUGGUUACUGGGAGCUGGAUCCAGCUGCUGUGCCUACUGUCUUUCUGACUUAAAAAUUAUGAAGAGUAUGAUGUGUAGGAACUCCUGAUGCUUGUAAUCAAUAUUCCCUAAAGAGUGCAAAUGGUAUUUCCAUUUUUUUGAAUUUAGAAUUUUUUUGAAUCUACAAAAUCUCUUUUUUGAUCAAUAUAAUAUUAAACGGCAGAUUUCAAAACAAGAA
Phalaenopsis equestris is the source of this 3521-nucleotide messenger RNA. RefSeq lists its product as uncharacterized. Bases 352 to 3357 code for a protein of 1001 amino acids. The transcript has 2 exons. The record is from RefSeq and is a predicted model, not a curated record. NCBI's taxonomy places the organism in Eukaryota, Viridiplantae, Streptophyta, Magnoliopsida, Asparagales, Orchidaceae.